Molecule: messenger RNA, 1894 nt
Organism: Panicum virgatum (switchgrass)
Lineage: Eukaryota; Viridiplantae; Streptophyta; Magnoliopsida; Poales; Poaceae
Product: cytochrome P450 714D1-like
Exons: 1
Coding region: 182-1792 (536 amino acids)
Molecular function (GO): iron ion binding; heme binding; monooxygenase activity
Source: RefSeq, a predicted model, not a curated record
CCAUCAUCAGUUUCAGUUUCUCACAUCAACCAAAAACACAGCUAGCUCGCUUGUUCUCUGAUUAAUAUAAUUUCUCCAUCAUAUAUCAUCGAUCGUCUGCAUUCAUUCAAUUCCUAGCUAACUACCUAGCUAGCUUCACAUCAAACCCAUCAUAGACACAUACAUACAUACAUACAGAUUCAUGGAGGUCUUCGUCGCAGUCCCCGUCCCUGUCCCUGUCCCAGGGGCCGCCGCCAUGGCCAUGGCCAUGGCCAUGGCCGCGCUUGCCCUCCUCCUCUGCGCCGCCUUCAUCUACGCCGCCUGGCUCUCGCCGGCCGCCACCAGGCGCCGCCUCCGCCGGGCCGGCUUCGACGGGCCCAGGCCCUGCUUCCCCUUGGGCAACCUGCCCGAGAUCACCGAAACUACGAUGGCCGCCGUCAAAACAACACUGCCGCUGCUUCCUGCUUCCCCCUCCUCCUCCAGCAUCAGCGAUGUCCACGCCGCCGUGUUCCCCUACUUCGCCCGGUGGCGCCAGGCCUUCGGCAAGGUGUUCGUCUACUGGCUGGGCACCGAGCCCUUCCUGUACGUGGCGGACCCGGAGUUCCUCAAGGCCACCACCACCGGCGCGCUGGGCAAGCGCUGGGGCAAGCCCGACGUGUUCCGGCGCGACCGGAUGCCCAUGUUCGGGAGGGGGCUGGUGAUGGCCGAGGGCGACGAGUGGGCGCGGCACCGCAACAUCAUCGCCCCCGCAUUCUCCGCCACCAACCUCAACCACAUGAUCGGAGUGAUGCAGCGGACCACCGCCGGGAUGCUGGCGCGCUGGGCCGACGCCGUGGCCGCCGGACAGAGCGUCAUCGACGUCGAGGCCGGCAUCGUCCGGAACGCGGCCGAGAUCAUCGCCAGGGCCAGCUUCGGCCUGGACGACGGCGACGAGGCCGGGGCCCGGGUGUUCCGGAAGCUGCAGGCCAUGCAGGCGAUGCUGUUCCGGUCGAACCGGCUGGUGGGCGUGCCGCUGGCCCGGCUGCUGCAGGUGCGCAAGACGUACGAGGCGUGGAAGCUCGGGCGGGAGAUCGACGCGCUGCUCAUGGAGAUGAUCGACGCGAGGAUGAGUCGUCAAGGCGGCAGCAGCAAGAAGCAGGAAGACCUGCUGUCGCUGCUGCUUGCCGGGACCGGCAGCGGCAGCAAGGUUAUGAGUAUGACGCGGCGGGAGGUGGUGGACGAGUGCAAGACCUUCUUCUUCGGCGGGCACGAGACGACGGCGCUGGCGCUGUCGUGGACGCUGCUGAUGCUGGCGGCGCACCCGGAGUGGCAGGAGGCGCUGCGGGAGGAGUUAUACAUGGUGGCGGCCGGCGGCGAAGAAGGGCCCCUGGAGCUGGGGCGGCUGACGAAGAUGGGGUGGGUCAUGAGCGAGGUGCUGCGGCUGUACCCGCCGUCGCCCAACGUGCAGCGGCAGGCGCUGGAGGACAUGAAGGGCAUCCCGCGGGGCACCAACAUGUGGGUGGACGUGGUGGCGAUGCACCGCGACCCGGCGCUGUGGGGCGAGGACGCGCACCUGUUCCGGCCGGAACGCUUCGCCAGGGACCCCGUGCAGGGCGGGUGCCGCCACCGCAUGGGCUUCCUGCCCUUCGGCUUCGGCGGGCGCAUCUGCGUGGGGAGGAACCUGACGGCCAUGGAGUACCGGGUGGUGCUGGCCAUGCUGCUGCGCCGCUUCCGCCUCGAGGUGGCGCCUCAGUACAGGCACGCGCCGAGGGUCAUGCUCUCGCUCCGGCCAGCCGCCGGCAUCCACCUCCGCCUCACGCCCAUCCAUAAUUAAUUGAUUUAUUAUUACCUGUACUGUACGCAUGCCUGCCGCGCGCCUAAUAUUUAGCAUUGAUGUCUUUGACAUUUUCAGUAAUAUAUAUAAUAAUUCUUUGCC